Messenger RNA from Dioszegia hungarica, 774 nucleotides. NCBI's taxonomy places the organism in Eukaryota, Fungi, Basidiomycota, Tremellomycetes, Tremellales, Bulleribasidiaceae. The record is from the annotation of a RefSeq genome assembly.
AUGAUCAACAACAACUUCUUCAUCAACUCACCUCUAGAACAAUUCGAAGUAACGCCGUUCAUUAAAUUUAACGCGCCUAUCCUAGGGGACUUCAACCUAUCACUAACAAACCUAGGGCUAUACGCUCUUAUCACAGUGUUCCUUGUUCUUGGACUACACAUUGUAGCUAACAACUCACACUCGCUAAUUCCUAGCAAAUGGAGUAUCGCACUAGAAAGCGCCUACGCCUCAAUCCACGCAAUGGUGCGGGACCAAAUCGGACCAAACAACGAAAUCUACACACCAUUCAUCUACAGUCUAUUCUUCUUUGUAGUUAUUGCUAACCUUAACGGGAACAUCCCAUACGGGUUCACAGUAACAACAUCAAUUAUGGUAGCUAUUGGACUAUCAGUAAUGAUCUUCCUAGGAGUAACUGUACUUGGACUAAGCAUCCACGGAGUACAUUUCUUUGCAUACUUCAUUCCAUCAGGUACACCACUGGGACUAGUACCUCUACUAGUUCUAAUUGAACUGAUUUCAUACCUAGCUCGAGCAGUAUCACUUGGAGUGCGACUUUUCGCAAACAUGGUAGCUGGUCACACACUACUGAAAAUUCUAUCAACAUUCCUGGCACAACUGUUCACAGCUAGCAUCCUAGUUGCUGUAGUAACACUAAUUCCUUUCGCAGUAUUCGUUGCACUAAUUGGUCUAGAAAUCGCGGUUUCUCUGAUCCAAGCGUACGUAUUCUGUGUUCUGACAUGUAGCUACAUCAAGGACGCAAUUGAACUGCACUAG